Messenger RNA from Patella vulgata (common limpet), 3096 nucleotides. RefSeq names its product zinc transporter ZIP1. The record is from RefSeq and is a predicted model, not a curated record. Gene Ontology annotation, cellular component: plasma membrane. NCBI's taxonomy places the organism in Eukaryota, Metazoa, Mollusca, Gastropoda, Patellidae. The transcript is spliced from 2 exons. Gene Ontology annotation, biological process: zinc ion transmembrane transport. Gene Ontology annotation, molecular function: zinc ion transmembrane transporter activity. The coding region runs from base 541 to 1713 and encodes 390 amino acids.
AGCUACGUACAUGUAUAUAUACCUUGGGGUCACAAAACACGUUAGAAUCUAAUUACCUCGGCCAUUUUUUGCCAUAAAGGUCAACUUGUGUGUGGAGUAAACUGUGAACCUGUCUUAAUGAUAAAGACAGUGAUGAUUAGGUGCGUGCUGUGCAACGACACUUAAGGCUUUUUACUUAUCUUAAAGUCAUGUGAAUCGCUCCGUCUUUAUGUAUUAUAACACUCUGUGUUUUGUUUCUUACUUGUCAUUUACAAGUUUUCUUUUGUUGUUGAACAAUACACGGAUUAAUACAUUUGAAAAUGUAGCCACGAUUCUUUCAAUUGCAAUUUGGUGGGCAUGAUUUCCACUGUCAACGAACAACAUUGGGGCAUUGGUUUUAUAGUUUUACAUAGUGGAAUAAUUAUUACUGAUAUUGUACUAUCCAAUGGUAUAGCGAACGUAUCUACAGAGCAAACUAAAACGUCCAUCAUACAUUAGGACAGUUACUACGAGGAUAGUUUCGGUAAAAUCUACUUUUACUAAUAUUGUUUAACACCAAAUAUGGAGGCAAUUUUAGUCGCUAAAUUGAUUUCUCUGAUUAUAGUGCUAGUGAUUUCUUUAAUAUUAGGAAGUCUCCCAUACUUCAUUAUUAGGCGUAGAAAUAGGGCCCAAGGCCUUGGGAGACGAGGGGACAUAAUCCUAUCAGUGUUUAAUGCUUUCUCUGGGGGGGUAUUUUUGGGAGCAUGUCUGCUACAUCUCAUGGAUGAAGGUAGAGAGGAACUCGAGGAAGCCUUCACACUGUACGAUCUGGAAGAAAUAAAGUAUCCUUUGUUCGAAGUAAUAGUCGCUGUGGGAUUUUUUGCCAUUGUGUUGGUGGAUUUUGUUGCUGAGCUAUGUCUUCACGAAUCAACUAGCAUCGUUCUGGAAGACGGGAAACCGAAGCAAAAUUCAACGGUGACCGCCCCAGACGGAGAGGUAAACGGAGCUUUUAUGGAUCCAAAUGCACACCCGUCUGUGAGUACACUAGCUUACGGUGCUAUUACUGAAAACCAAUCAAAGCGCCCCGUAGUCGAACAGGCUCCUAGAUCAAAUGGGAUAACUCUAGUUAAUCAUACGUACACAGGAGAUAUUAGCACAAACAAUAAUAACAACAACAGUGAUAAUCAUACAGCUCAUCCAAGAACGGGGGAAGUUGUUACCCCUAACGUAACAAAUAUUCUCCAUCAUGCACAUAACCAUGAGCAUGGUCAUGACUUUGACCAGUUAGCAAAAACAUCCACCGUACGUGCAGUUUUGUUGCUGGUCGCAUUGUCCUUCCAUACAAUUUUUGACGGUUUGGCAAUUGGUCUUCAAGACAUGGAUACCGACGUGUGGCAGGUUUUAGCUGCUAUCAGUAUACACAAAGCUUUGGUAGCAUUCUGUCUUGGUCUUCAACUGUUCCAGGCAUAUACACGACGUUUCCGAACAGCUGCAAUUCUUGUCGCACUGUUUUCUAUUAUGUCCCCAAUCGGGAUAGGUCUUGGAAUUUUGGUUACGUCAGCUAAUAUAAAUGAAGCAGCACAAACUAUGACAGCAGCAGUGCUACAAGGAGUCGCGUCUGGAACAUUUCUAUAUGUGACUUUCUUCGAAAUAUUGAAAGAGGCUUUUACACACGGGCGUGGUAUAUGGAACAUAUUUAUUGCUGGUGUAGGAUUUGCCACUAUGGCCGCUGUGAAACUUUUGGAUUCGGAUUAAAAGUGCUGUGGUUAGUUUAAAAAUUGACACUGUUUUCACCCGGUAAACCUAUACAUAGCGUUAUGUUGCACCUUUUUUAUAAUUGGCUCUAUUUAUAAAAUGAAGUCUACUGGCAAUUCUGAGACGUUGAUAAUUGUUUUCUGUGAGUUAAAUAAUGGAUAUUUAAAUCGAUGAUAUUUUAAGAAGCAGCUGGUCUGACUGAUCUCACGGCAGUGAAGAAGUGUGCGUUUCAGAAAGAAUAAGCAUACUCUGUUUUGAACACAAUAUUAGCCAAUACUAUGCUAAUAAAUGUUUUUUUAUAUUGUUUUAUACCAAGGCUAACAACAAUUGUAAAGUAUUGGAGUAAAUCCAGGAUUAAUGUAACUAUAUUUAUUGCAAACAAUGAUACUGUUUUAAUAGAACGAAAACAUGUAAAUAUAUAUUAUUAUUGUACUUUUAUGUCUUCAUGAUGUUUAAUUUUAUGUUCUAAUUUAUCAGAACGACGUUUGAUGAGAUAAACAUAUUUUGUAUGUAUAUUUAUAUUUUGAUAAAAAUUAAUAUACAAUGUACAUAUAGAUUUGAUAUUUUAAAAUAGAUUAAAAGAUGUUUAACUCAUCGAUAAAUAACUUUUGAUUAGAUAAAUAUAUUUUAGAAGUAAAUUUUUAUAUUUUUAUAUUAAUAAAAUUAAUAUACAUUAAAAUACAUUUAUAUUGAAUAUUUUACAACAGAUUAUAUUAAAGAUAUGUUCAAACAACAAACAACGACGAAUGAAUGAAACGUCUGACUUUUCUACACCUACCGGUCUAAAGAAAUGAAAUGAAAUGGGGUUUAACGUCCUACUGUUCUGCUCCUAUACUGGGCUAAUGAAGACGGGCAUACGCCAUACAGUGUGCUAUGAGGGAAAUUUUGCCCGGGCAGCGGCACUAUCGCCUACUCUUAUAUCGAAUUCCAACUGCCAAGGGAUCUUUUACGUGCACGCCAAUGUGUACAAGGAACCUCGGUUUUCCGUCUCAUCCGAAGGACUAGACAGCUGUCAUUGUCAGGCCCUCUGAAGAUACACCAUACGGUGUGAGGGAAAUUUUGCUCGAACAGCAUUGAAUUCUAACUGUCAAGGGUUAUCUUGCGUGCCGCCAACUUGUACGAGGAACCAAGGGGGGGGGGGGUCCAUCUGAUCGGCUAGGCAUAGUCCUUGUUAUUCCCUCCGUCCUACAUAGCGAUAAAAUAAUCCGAUAACGAUUAUUUCUCUUCCUACUGCGUCAACAUUGCGCCUCUUUAUUCUAAUCUUAACAUUGCAUUGCUUUUAUCUAUUUAGGCUUUUAUGUUGCUGGGGCAUUUCUCAGAAUAUUACAGUAUUUCAAAAAGUGCCCCAAAUUAAUAUUUGUAUGAAUAAAAUGAUCUAAAAUU